Molecule: messenger RNA, 108 nt
Organism: Aspergillus nidulans FGSC A4
Lineage: Eukaryota; Fungi; Ascomycota; Eurotiomycetes; Eurotiales; Aspergillaceae
Exons: 3
Coding region: 1-108 (35 amino acids)
Source: RefSeq, a predicted model, not a curated record
AUGAAUCUAGCCUGGUUGAACCGCAGGAUUGUCAUCUCCAACCCGGCCAACAAUGCUGUGACUGGAGUGGCUGUGCCUGGUGCUGCAAUAGUAUGGAUCAAGUCUUAA